AAUUUGGCCGAAUUACUUCCAGAUAACUCUCCAUCCCCAGUGCAGAAAUUUUGGGACCGCAAAGUUAAGUUAUGGGCUUUUUAAGCGCACGAUUCGAUUUAGUACAGAGUAGAAGUUUUUUGAGUACAACCAAUAUUUCGUCAAUUUUCAAUAAUGAAAGAAAACCUUCGCUAGUUUUUUGGUUAACGGGUUUGUUUUCUUCAGUUUUUAAACUAUAAAGAUAUGAAGAGUGGCGAUUUAGUAGUCAUAUGAGACUGAUGUUAAAUCAACAUUUGCUGGCGAAUCUGGAAAAAAAAAGAAGAAAAUGAAGAUUAGUGCUUUACAAAACAAAAGUUCUUUUCAAAACCCCCAAAUGACCACAAAAGAGAUUUGAUUGCUGCCUUGUGUCAUUACACAAAUUUAAAAAAAAUAAGAUUUUGUAUUUAUUUCUGUAUAUUUUGUUUGUCAAUUUUUGGAAACUGACCUUCAUAAUGCUUUAUUAAUAAUAAAAUUAAUAAUAUUAAUAUUUAAUAAACUAAUAACAAUUAUGACAGUAAUAUAAAAUAAUAUUAAUAUUAGUGCACAAUAAAUCAUUUUAAAACUCGCUAAUUACCCAAAUUUACACUCUAUAAAGGUAUUAACUCAUAAUUAAACCUUUGACCUUUACCGGUGAACUUUGACGUUAAAUAGUGACCUUGACAUGUGAUGGUAAUUGAUGACUUGAUGUAAUAAUUACAUAAUUAAUUAUGUAUGAUAAUUAGACAAUGUGAUGUUACAUAACUACAACGUAAUUAACAUGGCCUAAAAUGCUACAUAAUUAUACUGUAAGGGACACAUUUUUUGUAUAAUAAAAACAAUAGGAAUUAACUCCGCUAAUAUUGGUCCGAUUUAUAUAAUUUUUGUUUUAAAAUGCUUCAUACAGUUAUGUCUUUCUUUUAUAAAUUUGAGUUAAAAAGAGGAAAAAGGAAAAAAGGAGUGUACCCAUGAGUUCAGUGGCGAUCCAGAAGUGGGGGUGAAAGGAAAGCUUGAUUAUUUGCCAUUUGUUUACACCAACCAUGGUGGGGCUGAGGUGGGCGUGGCAGCGAGAACUUUGUAUUGUGCAGCCUCCGCCCAUUGGAAAUUCUCUGGAUCUGCCCCUGCAUACAGUCAGUGUGCCUAGACUAAGUGCUAGUCUGAGGACUGAUUAUUUCAAAAUGGAAUUGGUCUUUUCUGGACUGUGUGCUUCCAGUUAGGCAAAACAUAGGCGGCAAUGAAGAGUGCCAUCUGCACCGGGGAUUCCUUUCAGAUAUAGCAAAUGUGAGAGCACUAAUUGUUUAAGGUCUGUCUAGGCCUGGGUGUGUUAUCUUCACCAUUCAUCAUGACAGUAGUCUACCUCAAAAUAUAUUAAAACUUUGAACACGAUCAGUAGUCUGUUCUGGAUGCCGUAUAAACUUUCAGCGACUGAAGCUGCAUGUAAUGACAGAGAAAGAAAUACAAAAUGUAUGACAGGGCUUUCUAAUAGUGUAUCAUAUCUGACACAAUCCCUGGGCUGUAGAAGGCAGAAUCAGUUACAGGUUGAACCUGUAACUGAUUUUGGGAGCCUUCAUAGUAAUGUUGACAUUUCGGAAGUCGAAGAUCCUCUUCAUCUAGGCAAGGCUGUCAAAAAGGGAAUUGAGAAAGACUCUACUUCAAUUGAGUCACUUGGCCCAAUUGUAGAUUCCGAAAUCGGGAGUCUUCAUUCUGCAGAAACUCUGAGAAGUUCAAGGGCUUCUUCGCAAGCACAGCAACCAGCUCAAAGCAAGCGUCUACGUUCAUGUGAUCGAGCUGAACCUCAGGGCAAACGGAUGUGCAGGAAGGUGAAGGAGGAGGAUGAGGGAAAAAAGCAGAAUCAGAAGGAAGAGGAGAAGAAGCAGGAUCAGAAGAAGGAACAGGAUCAGGAGGAGGAGGAUGAGGAGAAGGAACAGGAGAAAAAGGAGAAGCAGGAUCAGAAGAAGGUGGAUGAGCAGAAGGAACAGGAAGAAAAGGAUGAGAAUGAGCUGAUGUCUAAUUUUUUUCCCUCAUCAGUGGCAAUCAAGGAUCGAGAAUGUAUAAAAGAGUAAGGUACAGGUUUGAAACCUGAAGCAGGCCGGAGUGCCCAUCUCUCUUACUUUAGCGUUUGGGCCAGACUGUGCAUACUGUAGUAUAUUGUGUUAAUUAGAUUUUUUCAAUUUUCUUACCUCCAAAACAAUUUGCAAAUGGAACCUUGUUCCACCCUCAUCUCAGAUCUGUUUAAGAUCUGUUUAAUCUCAGAAAUCAUUUUUUUUUUAAUUAUUGUUAUGAGCUUGGUUUUUUUUCUCUCUCUUUUUUGAUUUUUGUGUGUUAUUUCAUCUCUUAAUAGCAAUAUUAGGCCUGCUCUCAGGUAGAAAAACAAAUUUCAAUAAUUUCUGGCUUUAUUAUUUUCAUGAAGAUUAGGACUUUUAUUUUCAUGAUAUCAAAGCAAAAUUUAUGUAUUUAAGGCAUUUAUGUACCUUAAAGGUUUGAUACUCUAAUUAGAUAAUUACUGAUUACUAGUCAACAAUGAUGAAAAAUUUUGAAUUUCUGUAUCCGUCUCCGCCCCUGAAAAGUGUUGGUGGUGAUGCUGACGGUGGUGAUGCUGAAGAACUGAUGAUGGUUAUGAUGAAAAAUAUGAAGAUGAUAAUGAUGUUUGUGCAGCAUUGGUAGUUAAAAG
Molecule: messenger RNA, 2665 nt
Organism: Anneissia japonica
Lineage: Eukaryota; Metazoa; Echinodermata; Crinoidea; Comatulida; Comatulidae
Product: ribosomal biogenesis protein LAS1L-like
Exons: 6
Coding region: 1398-2057 (219 amino acids)
Source: RefSeq, a predicted model, not a curated record